Messenger RNA from Mytilus trossulus (common blue mussel), 1561 nucleotides. Its product is annotated as histamine H1 receptor-like. Gene Ontology annotation, cellular component: dendrite; plasma membrane. The record is from RefSeq and is a predicted model, not a curated record. The transcript has a single exon. Gene Ontology annotation, molecular function: G protein-coupled acetylcholine receptor activity; G protein-coupled serotonin receptor activity. NCBI's taxonomy places the organism in Eukaryota, Metazoa, Mollusca, Bivalvia, Mytilida, Mytilidae. Gene Ontology annotation, biological process: G protein-coupled receptor signaling pathway, coupled to cyclic nucleotide second messenger; chemical synaptic transmission. Bases 1 to 1491 code for a protein of 496 amino acids.
AUGUACAUAGUAAGCCUCGCUGUUGCCGAUUUAAUUGUUGGUAUGUUUGUCAUGCCUAUUAAUGCAAUAUAUAUCUUUACCGAACAAUGGUAUUUUGGUGUAGGACUUUGUCAGUUAUGGAUAUCUGUGGAUUACAUAGCCAGCACGGCGUCUAUAUUUAAUUUGUUUAUAUUGAGUGUUGAUAGAUACUGUUCUGUGAAGUCACCUUUGAAGUAUAUUAGAAAACGAACGAAAAAGAGGGCGUUAUUUAUGAUAUCUUUUGUUUGGUUCUUGUCAUCACUAUGGAUAAUUCCAAUUGUUGGAUGGCAUUUCUUUGUGUUUGGUGGUAUAAGAAGUAUACCUUCCAAUGUUUGCGAGACUGAAUAUGCAAAGGAUUCAGCAUUCAAAGUUAUAACAGCUUUCUUUAAUUUUUAUCUUCCACUUACAAUUAUGAUAUGCCUGUAUGGAAAAGUAUUUCAUGAAAUUCGAAAACGUUCAGCAUUAGAACUUGGACAAAGACACACUUCAAAACAUCCAACUGUUCAGUUUUUACCAAGUUUAGAUUCCCAAACAUUAGAUGAUAGCAGUGAAAACAAUAUAACAACUUCUCUCAAAGAAGAUUCAAAAAUGCAUUUUUCAAGUGGAUUUUAUUCAGUUCAUGGAAAUAAUUGUCAACAAACGACUUAUAAAACUCGUCGACGUAAUAAUGUAAUACCAAAAGCCUUUCGAGAAUUUCAUGUCACAGAGUUUAACACGCGAUAUAUUCCUAAAAGACGUAUUGAAUACAUUUACGAUGAGGGUGUAUUCGAUUCCACAACGGAAAAAUUGGAGCGAUAUUAUUACAAAAAACAAAUGAAUGGUUCAUGUCAAAGUGGACCUGCAUCAUAUGCCUGUGAUAUAGGUAUUGAUCAGUCUCCUCCGUCCGGAACACCAACGGGGAGUUCUGGUAGUGAAGAUCGACAGUCUGUUAGGUCACUAGAGCCUUCGCUAACACAGAAAAAGAAGUCGCUAUAUUCACUGUCUAAUGGUUUGAAACAAAUUCGACAGGCAACGAACAUAAUGGACCAUACCUCAGUUGCUAGUCAGAAAGCCCAAAUGAACGGUAAAAAUCGCUUAACAACACUAAACGAUGACUCGCAUAGACGCAUUUCAAAACUACUUAACAUUGGCCACCGUCUACGUAAUAUUCGUAGAAGUUCUUCAUUGACAAAAGAAAUCAAAGCGGCAAGACAGCUUGGAGUAAUCAUGGGAGCUUUUACGCUUUGUUUUCUACCAUACUUUAUUUUAUUUCUCGUUGUCGCAUUCUGUGAUGGAUGUAUUGAUCCAGGACUUCUAACCGCAAUGACGUGGAUAGGAUAUCUUAAUUCGACACUUAAUCCUUUUCUUUAUCCAUUGUGCAAUACAAAUUUUCGAAGGAAAUUUAGAAAGAUGUUUGGAUUUAAAUCGCGUCCCAGACAUAGACCUGAUGUCAAUAACACAGAACGAAAUAGCUUUACAAUGCGGUAUGAUUAAUUUGCGUUGGUAAAAUGAAAAUGGUGCUAAUCAGUUUGUAAGCUGCAUUUGGACUAGACAAUCUAAAACA